CUCCACUCCCAACAUCUGAAAACCACAGAAAGCACCUCCUCCCUGCUCAGAUUCAACACACAUUGUGUCACUUAAGCAGGAAACGAAACAAAAACUUGUCUGCCCGCCAUUCUCCAUACAGAUAUGGCAGAGCCUCACAUCCCAGUGAAGAGGGACCAUCUCUGCUGUCGAAUCUGCAGGACAUUUCUCAGGAAUCCGGCGACUAUUCCCUGUGGGCACAAUUUCUGUACGCUUUGCAUCCAGGAGUCCUGGGAUAACAAAGAGAGGAACGGCUAUUUGUUUAGCUGCCCUGAGUGCUACUUUACCUUUUCCUCAAGACCUCAGCUGAUCACAAACACAACUCUGGCUGAGUUGGUGAACGACACACAGAGGGGUAAAUCUGGAGCUGGGAGCAAGACGGAGCAAAGCUGCUCCGCUGGGUCUACAGGUGAGCCCCAGACCCCCAAGAGACCCAGGACCUCUAUAGAACAAAGGGAAUCAGGAAGCGAUAUAUGUCGGAGGCACCGUCUCCCUUUGGAGGUAUACUGCUGCACUGACAAGCAAAUCAUCUGUGAAUUGUGUGCAUUUUAUGAACACAAUGAACACAGAACUGGGUUGGUGAGUGAGGAACGCAGGAGGAAGCAGGAAGAGCUGCAGAACAUAAAGAAGAAAUCCAAGGAGAUGCUCUGUAAACAGGAAAAUGAACAGAAGAACAUGAGAAAGACCCUCAGAAAGGUUCAGGAGGGGGCGAGAGAAGCCGAGGAUUACUGUGAGAGCAUUUUGGUCACAAUCAUUGACUCCCUCCAGAGACAUUAUGGCUCAGUGAGGGAGCUGAUUGGGGCUCAGGAGAGGGCAGCAGCAGCUCAGGUUCGAAAGUCCCUGAUGAGCCUGCAGCGAAAAAUGGAGGAGAUAAGGACAAGGGAUGCUGAGCUUGAUGUUCUGGCACAGGUUGACAAAGAUGCCCAUUUCCUCCAGAAAUGUCCCUCACUCACUGACCUCUGUGAAAAUGACAAUUCCCACAAGGUUUCAGAGGAUCUACUCCUUCCCUUUGAGUCUACAAAGGCAGCGGUAGAACAGCUCGGGAAGCAGCUACAGGCAUUUUGUGACAAAGAAUUUGCUGCAAUCUCUCAAACUGCUCUCUCUGCAAUCAAUAGCAUGCAAACAGGGAAGACCACUGAGCCUGAAACAAGAGCCGAGUUUCUGGAGUAUGCUUGUGAACUCAGCCUGGACCCAAACACAGCACACGAGCACCUGGUUCUUUCAAAUGGAGACAAAGAAGUGAAGCAUUACCCUCAGAAAUGUAGUAACCCGGGCGCAUGUCACCCUGAGCAGUUUAUCCACCGCCGGCAGGUGCUGUGCAAGGAGGGUCUGCAGGCCGAGCGCUGCUACUAUGAGGUGGAGGUGGAUGGAGACAAGGCUGAGAUCGCCCUCACCUACAAAGGCAUCGACAGAAAAUCACGCACAACUCUCUCAGCCUUCGGGGCCAAAGCAAACUCCUGGAGUCUUGAUCGUUCCAGGACGUACUCUGUAAGCCACCAAAAUGACAGCGUCCAGCUUACAACAACCCCCAGUCAUAAGAGAAUAGGAGUUUAUCUGAAAUUCAGGGAGGGUACUCUGUCGUUCUAUGAGGUCUCAGACAGGAUGAAGUUUCUCUACAAGAUUGAAGCCACAUUCACAGAACCACUGUACCCCGGAUUCUGGCUUGGAGAGAAGUGCUGCAUCAGGCUUUGUGAUCUCAGUUAGGGAAGUGGCUGAUUAUCCAAGAAGCUGCGAAACAAGUUAUGCUUAUUUGAGGGAAUUUAUUGCUAGGAGAGCCACAUUGAUACUUCCACAUUUUUUUUUGUUUAUACUGUGGGUUGUUUUCCAAGGCUCUGCUGCAUCUAGCAUUACUCAUAGAACCUGUUACGAGUCA
Myripristis murdjan (pinecone soldierfish) is the source of this 1891-nucleotide messenger RNA. RefSeq names its product tripartite motif-containing protein 16-like protein. NCBI's taxonomy places the organism in Eukaryota, Metazoa, Chordata, Actinopteri, Holocentriformes, Holocentridae. The record is from RefSeq and is a predicted model, not a curated record. Bases 124 to 1722 code for a protein of 532 amino acids. The transcript is spliced from 6 exons. Gene Ontology annotation, molecular function: zinc ion binding; protein binding.